CACCGCAGCCGACGCCUACGCCGCUUCCUGCAGCAACGCCACCUGCGGCGGGCAGACCAUCACCUACCCGUUCUGGCUCGCCACAGGCCCCAACUGCGGCUACCCUGGCCUCGGCAUCUCCUGCCAGGAGAAUGCCCCCAUCCUCGACGUCCAAUUCCACCAGUACAGGGUCCUGCACAUCGACUACGCCAAUCACACCGUCUCCCUCGCCGAUGUCGACGCGUGGAACACCACAUGCCCGCUGCUCAGCUUCAACCUCUCCCGCGACCCCAACUCGUGGCUGCAGCUCACACCCUCCAACUCCAACCUCACCUUCCUCUACAGCUGCAAGGCCAACGUAUCCCGGCCCUCCGCCGUGAGACUCGACGGGUGCCCGGGACAGAACACUCUCUGGUAUGUGCUCCGAGAUGUUGGGGCCACGGCCAAAUCUCUCGGGUAUGCGUGCGACGAGGCGGUGACGACGCCAGUGCUGAGCUCGCAUCGUCUGGGCAACCAGUCGCUUGUUGAGGUGCUCAGCUAUGGAUUCGAGAUGCGUUACGACGCCAAAUCCGAGCAGUGCGUCGCAUGCGAGCAAUCCGGCGGACGGUGCAGCUACGGACGCACCGAGGAGCACAGCGGGACGAUGGCGCUAACGAGCGCCAGUGCGAUAUAAUAGCAGGCAGCUCGAGCAUAAUAUUUCUAUGCCUACUAUUUUUUGCAUGUUCAUUGGGCUAUAAGAGAUAUGGAUCCAAGAUUAUAUCAAAGGUAACAUCAAAAAUUAAGUCCGUCAUAGAAAAUUGGACCGGGAAGAUAUCAAAGCGGACGCAAAGGAUUGAGUCUUUCUUACAAAAGAAUGGGACGCCAUACCCGAAAAGAUUCAAGUACGCAGAAGUGAAAAAUAUAACAAAAUCUUUUGCUGCAAAGCUGGGUCAAGGUGGAUUUGGUGCUGUUUACAGAGGCAACCUCUCUGAUGGUCGACAGGUAGCUGUCAAGAUACUACAGGCCUCAAAGGGUGAUGGGGAGGAGUUCAUUAAUGAGGUAGCCAGUAUUAGCAGAACUUCGCAUGUCAACAUUGUGGCUCUUUUAGGAUUUUGCCUCGAAGGAUCCAAAAGGGCUCUCAUCUAUGAAUACAUGCCUAACGGUUCACUUGAAAGAUAUGUUUUCAAAAGCAACUCUAAAGACGCAAUUUCUAUCACUUGGGAGAAAUUGUUUCAUACAGCAGUUGGCAUUGCCCGAGGACUUGAAUAUCUUCACUGUGGAUGCAGCACCCGCAUCGUGCAUUUUGAUAUCAAACCCCACAACAUUCUACUGGAUGAAGAGUUCUGCUCUAAGAUUUCUGAUUUUGAAAUGGCAAAGCUGUGCGUAAAUAAAGAGAGUAUUAUCUCCAUCGGUGGUGCAAGAGGAACAAUAGGGUAUAUUGCCCCAGAGGUUUUUUCAAAGCAUUUUGGAGCAGUGAGCAGCAAGUCUGAUGUCUAUAGCUAUGGAAUGAUGGUCCUUGAGAUGGUUGGAGCAAGGGAGAAGAAUAUCAAUGACAGUGAAUCUAGCAGCCAAUAUUUCCCACAGUGGAUCUAUGAGCAUCUAGAUGAUUACUGUGUGAGUGCUUCUGCGAUGAACGGUGAAAUUACAGAGAUUGUAAGGAAGAUGAUAGUGGUUGGGCUGUGGUGUAUACAAGUAAGUCCUACUAAUCGACCAACAAUGACUAGAGUCGUAGAGAUGCUAGAAGGGACCACAAGUGGCCUGGAGUUACCUCCUAAAGUGCUUUUAAGUUUUUUUGAAGAUCGAGUUAUGAGUUUGAGUUGAU
This is a messenger RNA of Lolium rigidum, 1780 nucleotides long. Its product is annotated as LEAF RUST 10 DISEASE-RESISTANCE LOCUS RECEPTOR-LIKE PROTEIN KINASE-like 2.1. Gene Ontology annotation, molecular function: ATP binding; protein kinase activity. Gene Ontology annotation, biological process: protein phosphorylation. The record is from RefSeq and is a predicted model, not a curated record. NCBI's taxonomy places the organism in Eukaryota, Viridiplantae, Streptophyta, Magnoliopsida, Poales, Poaceae. The transcript has 2 exons. Bases 565 to 1779 code for a protein of 404 amino acids.